AUGUUCGGAUCAACUGCGCCUCUCGAACUGCACCAACCAUCGGCCCCCCGCACGCCUCUUCCUCCUCUCCACCGCCAACUGACUGACAAUUCUUCUGAACCACCACUUCCAUCCUCCUCCUCCCCCGCCACCACUGCCUCAACGGCGGCCGCUCAGGCAGCCGUCUCGCACAUCAACAACCGCGACACAACAACCGGCACCACCCCCGCCUCACCCGACUCCAGCUAUGAGAAUCAGGACUACACCUGCCCUCACUGCGAUCGCACCUUCACUUCCCGCAUCGGCCUGGUCGGUCAGUUGCGAAUUCAUCGCACAGAGACCGGCGAACCAGUGCCUGGAGCACCAACCUACACCCACCGCACUCGCCUCCACUGCCCACACUGCCCUCGCACCUUUAGGCUUCGCAUGGGUCUAUUCGGCCGCAUGCGUAUUCACGAGAGCGGAAUUGACCAAAAUUCCGACACGCCAACCACGCCCAUCAUGCCCAGCACCACCCUCGCACCGUCCAUCUGCGCCACCACCAACGCCUCGUCUGUGGCUGACACUGACACCGCCGAAUCCACAUGUCCACACUGUCCACGCACAUUCACCUCACGCAUCGGCCUGGUCGGUCGCAUGCGAAUCCAUCGCACAGAGACCGGAGAACCAGUGCCUGGAGCACCAACCUACACCCACCACGCUCGACUCAACUGCCCACACACUUUCGGGCACCACAUGGGCCUAUUCGGCCACAUGCGCAUCCACGACGACCUGCGGUAUACAACCGCCGGUUACACCACACAUCCACACACUCUCUACCCUCCUCCACCAUCACCAACACUCACCCACCGCAUGCACCAACUGCCACCUUCCAUGCAAGUGCGAAGUGUGCAUCUCGACUCUGUCCCCACGCGGCUUCGGCUACACGGGUGA
Messenger RNA from Spirometra erinaceieuropaei, 912 nucleotides. Lineage: Eukaryota; Metazoa; Platyhelminthes; Cestoda; Diphyllobothriidea; Diphyllobothriidae. The record is from the annotation of a GenBank genome assembly.